Aspergillus ruber CBS 135680 is the source of this 1242-nucleotide messenger RNA. RefSeq lists its product as uncharacterized. The transcript has 5 exons. Bases 1 to 1242 code for a protein of 413 amino acids. Lineage: Eukaryota; Fungi; Ascomycota; Eurotiomycetes; Eurotiales; Aspergillaceae. The record is from RefSeq and is a predicted model, not a curated record.
AUGGUAUCUGAUCGCCAUGUUUCGGUCUCUCCGGUUUUCGAUGGAUAUAAGUUCAAGCUCAAGUACCCAGACCUCUAUACUUCUUUCCCACCUGAGUGGACUAUCUAUCUUUGGACAGAGACAAAAGGCCGCAAUGGCGCUGAGCCCGGAGGUAAUCCUACAGGGGGCCGUGUACUAUUCACGGAGCCGUCCCUCGAGAACGACAAAUUAUACCUUUCAUCCAUGUCGAUGCCCUCAAGUAAAGAUCUAAAACCUAACAGUGCUCCGACAAGGAAAGUGGCCAUGGUUAUGUGGGUUACUUUCUUGUGGUAUUUCCAGGAACAAGAGCGAAACCCAUUUGUCAUGGUGCCCGAAGGACCGGACAUCCCGGAAGAAGACAGAGUCACCAAGGACUGGAAACUUAGCAUCCAGCAGAAAGGCAUUUUGCAUGGGAAGAAUCAGAUGGUGAAACUGGAACGUCUAGGUAUCAUUGCAAGUGAAGACACUUCCGUUGGGAUGAGAGCCGACUCAUUCGGCUUCCAGGAAAUGUUUAUCACUCAAAAGGCCUUUUGGCAAUUGGAUCCUAGAGUUUUUCUUAUCACUAUUAGUUCAGCUGAAUCAUCGCCUGGAAACAUAUGCCCCGGUCCUGCUUGGUCGCUGGAUUCUCUUGGAACAGGAUUCCCGUUUGGUGCGGGGCCAAACACUUUUGGAACAUUUGUUCCAUCGUAUUAUCCUCCUCGACCCUUACAGCAAGGGGAAGUGUUCUAUGCUCGAUACAUCCCAAGUGGUGGCCAUUAUUUCACCUUCCGUGUACCAGUCCUGCCUGGUAGGGGCCCAUUAAAAUCCAGAGCCCCAAACUCUGAUCAAUUAGAUAGUGAAGAGGCCCCAGACUUGUGCCUUGACUCAGAACAAGCGCAUGACUUGGAACUCAUUCAUCGGCACCUGCUAGGCGAAGUGGGAGAUUGGGAUCGCGGUGUGUGCUGUUUUGUAGAGAAUGAGAGGUCUACAGAGCUCCGAGGCUUGGAGAUGUGUCUGAGUUCAUUAAUCCAUCACUGUUGGCUAUACGAUCAGAGAACCAACACUGUCAUGUUUGAUAUCAGAGCCGAUAAUCAAAAGUACGUAUCCUCCCCAAACUCCUACCGGGCUUUCUUCUCAAGUUUGGAAUCAAUCAGUUGUGUCAAAGACCGCGAAGUCAAUCAAUCCUGUGGACGUAAUGUAAUUAUGAAGAUCAAGCGGGAGUCAUGGGUGGCUCCCGUUGUAUAA